Molecule: messenger RNA, 4578 nt
Organism: Patella vulgata (common limpet)
Lineage: Eukaryota; Metazoa; Mollusca; Gastropoda; Patellidae
Product: cyclin-dependent kinase 9
Exons: 4
Coding region: 57-1172 (371 amino acids)
Biological process (GO): protein phosphorylation
Cellular component (GO): nucleus
Molecular function (GO): ATP binding; cyclin-dependent protein serine/threonine kinase activity
Source: RefSeq, a predicted model, not a curated record
UUUCUGAAACUUUCUGCUCACCUGUGUUGGGUAACGAUCGAACUUACGGCUUUAAAAUGAGUAGCCACGCCAAACUCAUGGAAGAACUAGAAUUCCCAUAUUGUGAAAAUGCCAGCGAGAAAUAUGAAAAACUCACUAAGAUUGGACAGGGAACGUUUGGUGAAGUUUUUAAGGCAAGAGAUAGAAAAACAAAAAGAAUUGUGGCCAUGAAGAAAGUUCUGAUGGAAAAUGAAAAAGAAGGGUUUCCCAUCACAGCGUUAAGAGAGAUUAGAAUCCUUCAACUUCUCAAUCAUGAAAAUGUUGUAAAAUUAAUAGAAAUAUGUCGUAGUCGAGCAGGACCAUACAACCGUUUUAAGAGCACAUUCUACCUCAUCUUUGAGUUUUGUGAACAUGAUUUGGCAGGUUUGUUGAGUAACGCCAACGUCAAGUUUACAUUAGGAGAUAUAAAACGUGUGAUGCAGCAGCUAUUAAAUGGUUUGUAUUUUAUACAUACAAAUAAAAUUCUACAUCGGGACAUGAAAGCUGCCAAUGUGCUGAUAACCAAAAAUGGAGUUCUCAAACUUGCUGAUUUCGGUCUAGCUCGAGCCUACAGCAGCUUGAAUCAGAAAGGAGGUCCACCACGAUAUACGAAUCGUGUUGUCACAUUGUGGUAUCGUCCACCUGAAUUGUUGCUAGGGGAGAGGAGUUACGGGCCAUCGAUUGACGUGUGGGGCGCUGGAUGUAUAAUGGCGGAGAUGUGGACACGAAGCCCCAUAAUGCAAGGUAACACAGAACAACACCAGAUCACGUUAAUUAGUCAACUAUGUGGAUCAAUAUGUCCGGAAGUGUGGCCCGACUGUGAUAAACUUGACCUAUACGAUAAAUUAGAAGUUCCAAAGGGUAUGAAGCGUAAAGUGAAAGAGAGGUUAAAACCCUACGUCAAAGACCAAUUUGCGUUAGAUCUCCUCGAUAAAAUGCUACAAAUUGAUCCCUUGAAGCGUGUCGAUUGUGAUACAGCGCUUAAUCACGAUUUUUUCUGGGAAGAUCCGUCACCGUCUGACUUGUCUAUCAUGUUAUCUCGACACAAUCAAUCUAUGUUUGAAUAUCUGGCGCCACCUAGGAGACGCGGACAUGUUCCUCAACCUCAACAGGCUAGACCCCCAACAGACCAACAUUUUGAACGAGUAUUUUAACAUUAGGAAUACACAGCAAGUGUCAGCCAAAUGGGCAUUAUAUACUUUAUUUUUCUAGCUAUUAUUUCUUAUUGACAAUACUAGAGUUAUCUGUUCUUGCUUUUGUAUGUCAGUGAAGGGGGCAUUAUACUAUAAUUAUAUACCUCGGCGAUACAUCAGGCUAUUAUUACCACAGUUGUCUCUUCUUAUCUUUUGGCUUUCGGUUCAAUAUUUACAGAUUCAUGGUUUUCUCCAGAAUCGCUGAAUGGAUUUCAGUCAGAUUUUGGAGAAAUAUGUAUUUGUUUAUAUUUCUAGGACAGGGGGUUGAUUAUAUCUCUAGGACCGCCGGGGUAGGGGUAUAUUUGUUUAGGGUAUUGGUAUAUUAAUUGGUCAAGUUGUCCAACAAAUCACAAGAAAUGCCAUUUUGCCAAGUGACAUGGUUUCAUUCCUCCCUCUCUCUUGAUAGGUUUGUUUUUCUCAAAUGAUUAAUUAAUGUUAUUAUGACUGUUUAUUCAUACCAAAUGAUUAAUUAAUGUUAUUAUGACUGUUUAUUCAUACCAAAUGAUUAAUUAAUGUUAUUAUGACUGUUGAAUGCCUUGUCUACUUUAUACCAAAUCAACAUCUGUGCAAUGAUAAAAAUGUCUGUAUUUAAAGUUGGAUUAAUUCAUGUAUUUAUUGUUGGUUAUAUUCAUGUCAGAUGUGUAGGAGUAUGUGUGUGUUACAGAAUAUUAUAUGGGUAUUACAUCAUAUUAUGUGUGUAUUACGUCAUAUUAUGUGUGUAUUAUGUCAGAUUAUAUGUGUAUUACAUCAUUAUGUGUGUAUUACGUCGUAGUAUAUGUGUAUAACAUCAUAUUAUGUGUGUAUUACGUGAUAUAUUAUGUGUAUUACAUCAUAUUAUUUGUGUAUUAUGUCAUAUUAUAUGUGUGUGUAUUACGUCAUAGUGUGUAUUACAUCAUAUGUGUAGUAAUACACGUGUAUUACAUCAGAUGUAAAUGACUUCCAAGUUCAAUUUUUUCUUUGUGGUCUGUUUGUACUGAGUGGACAAGAGCCCAUACAGACAGACAAACCGAAUAUUUAUUUUUAUGCGUUUUUUACAAUUUAUGUUAUUGGUGCUUAAAAAUAUGGGAAGAAUUACUAACUAGGGAAUAAUUUAUUACUUUGAUCAAUGCAUUCCAUAAAAGGGAGUUGUCCCAGAUAUAUUUCAGGGAAUCAAACAGAUAGAUUCUGUGUGGAAAACUGUAUCAAAAUCCUGAACCACUGUGUGGAUUUCGAUGGAACCUCUUUGCAUCAAUACAAACUUAUGGUCCCCAUAUGUUUUUUGUGGUAAAGUCCCAAUAUUCAAGUAUCUGGAUAAGCCAAGUUUAGAAAAAGUAAACGAUGGCUUUAAGUGAUGGUUUCGAUUACCUAUUGAGUUACUUAAUUAUUUGAUUUAUUGCUUCAAAUUUUUGCAUUUUUGGUAGACAUAUCUUGUAAAAUUAAAAACACUUAUAUGGAUAUACUACUUCUGAAUUUAUUAACAUGAAUAUUUAUGUUUAUAAUGAAAUGAAAUGCUGUUUAACGUCCUACUGUUCUGCUCCAAACUGGGCUAAUGAAGACAGGCUAUGAGAAAAUUUUGCCUGGACAGCGGCACUACGGCCUACUCUUAUAUUGAAUUCCAACUGUCAAGGGAUCUUUUACGUGCACGCCAAUGUGUACACAAGACCAUCUGUACCAUCUGAACGACUAGACAGCUGUCCUUCCUGCAUCACUGUUUAUAAUGAACACUAUUGAAACAUUGUAUCUUAUAUGAGGCUGAUAUCAUGUAUAUUCACUGUUGGUUAUUUUGUUACUACCCAAUAGACAUUGGGAAUAUAUCAUAAAUCAAGGGCUUUCACUCCUAAUACCACAAAACAGUCCAGCCAGAAGUGAAUCUGUGACACAUAACCAGUUCUGUCAUUAGCUUUUUGGUGCUAGAAGCGACCAUGUGCCAGAUAUCCACUUCUGGCCAAAACAGUUUUAUGUUGGUGGGCUUUAAUUAAGAUGGGAAAAAUUGAAGAUAUUCACUGCUGGUUCUGAGCCCUUGGUAUAUUUCGAUCAUGGUUCAUUGCCCCAAGGGAGUGUGGAUGGUCGAAUGGUUAGCACAUGCGCACUGUAUCAUAAGGCCUGGCAUUGAGUCAACUGGCGUGGUUUCGAAUCCCGGUUGUAUGCGACAAGUAGUAGGGUUGCCUGUCCAAUCUCGUGGGUUUUCUCCGGGUCCUCCGGUUUCAUCCCACUGCUAAAGACCCCUACGCGCAAGUGAAUUAUUGAAAUAAAAAAUUAAACCAUAUGUUAGUCCCGAAAUGACCUAGUUUGUGUCAAGUGGACAUUAAACCCCAUUUCACUCUCUCUCAUUGCCCCAAAUUUGAGACAGUUCCCUAAAACUAUGCAAUACCUUUGACUAAUAAGGACAAUAUCUAUAAAACAUAGUCUUUAUCACCCGGUGUUGGGGUCUUUAUCACCCAGUGUUGGGGUCUUUAUCACCCGGUGUUGGGGUCUUUAUCACCAGGUGUCGGGGUCUUUAUCAGUUUGUAACUUAAUUGUUUUUUUUAAAUUCGAUGUGAAGCAUUAGAACAAUGAGAUGAUGGUUUCCGUCCAUCCCUUGCGGAAUGUGGGCGUAUCUUGCAUGGCAAUCACUUGUUGUUAUAAUGAUGAGUGUUAGUAUAUUAUAAAUGCUUUGUGUUAUGAUUUAUAUUCAGUUAUUAGGGUGGUCAAUUCACCAUUUACAUGUUAUUGAGGUUUUAUGUAAGGGAAGGGAAAGUAACUCUUCUGACCAGAAUCAAACCAAAUUGCGAUUUAUGUAAAAGGCAGUAAAUCUUUAUGACUAGCUUCAAACCAAAUUAAGGUUAAUAUGAGGUUAGGUGAAUGAUUAGCCGUUUAAUUCCAGUGGACUCCUAGUAAUAUUUAUUCUGUUUGUGAAUGGUGUUAAUUUUGUUGGUAGGGGUGAUGUACAUGUAGCUAAUGAAAAUGUUUCUUAUAUUCGGGUUUACACACCAAUUUCUCAAAUUAUUCUCAAGAGGAGGAAGUCCAGCUUCUCCCUUCCCCCCCCCCCCCCCAACUAAAUAUUCAACUUCCUACCUCUAUAAAUCAGAGCAGGAAUUCCAGCUUCUCCCGGACACCUCUGUAGAUCAGAGCAGGAAUUCCAGCUUCUUCCGGACACCUAACCAAAUAUCCUGUGUUGCGACAUUCGUUUGACAAGUCGUCUUUUCUACUGGUGUAGACAGCAGAUUCUAAUUGUUUUUUAUCUAACCUAACAAGAUGUGAUAUGGGUGUAUGAUUAGUAUAAACUAUUUGUUUAUCUCGAACUGGUUUACAAAAUGUACAUUUUUGGGAGAAAUGUGAUAUAUAUAUAUAUAUUUUUUGCACAAUUUGUAUAUACAGUGUAAGGUUUGACUGUAUGCUGUUACCAUGG